GGAAAGCGCUAUCUUCAUCCUCAGUCAAAUUACACUACAACGAUGUCAUGCUCCGACAACCAAGCUGGGAAUUCGUUUUUAGUGGACUCCCUAAUCAACGUGCGCGCAGAGAGCAGUGCCCCAUACUACGAAAGUAACGGCAUAUAUUUGCAACCAGCUUCAGAAUACACGUAUGGACUCUCCCACGGCGCUUUUUUCUCUGGUCUUGGAAAGCGAGAAGACACAAAUUCUCAAACUAUGAUACCUUCCUCUGGUACAUAUAUUCAAGGGAUGCAAACGUGGUUAGAGAACUCGAGAUCUUGCCGAUUAGAUCAGUCUAGCAACCAACAAACUGCUGCGUGUUCCUUUUCUCCCAGCAUCAAAGAAGAGAACGCAUAUUGCCUCUAUGAAUCAGAGAAAUGUCCUAAAGGGUCAACGGUGGACGACAUUUCCUAUUCCCGGGUAACAGCCGGAUCAUGCCCGGUUAACAAUAACGGAUCAGUGCCUGUUCCUGGGUACUUCCGUCUGUCUCAGACAUACACUUCUUCCAAGGUUUAUCAAGAUGUUCAGCCAAAUCCAACUCACUUUACUUUGCAACGUCCUACCCGUUUCGGUACCACACAUCCCCAGAGCUCCUCGGUCGAUAUAGGCAGAAGGGAGAGUGAAGCAACGCCUGCCACUACGCCAUGCCAUCCACAAGGAGACGAGGACACACGGCCAUCGUCUGCUGAAGGCUCUUCCUCCCCAGAACCACCAGACACCUGCGCAGAAAGUCCGAAAAAAAACACUAAAGGAGACCCAAAAAUUGAGAGCACGGCCAACUGGUUGACUGCAAAGAGUGGCCGAAAGAAGCGUUGUCCCUACACCAAGCAUCAGACUCUUGAGCUAGAGAAAGAAUUUCUCUUCAACAUGUACUUGACUCGCGAGCGUCGUCUUGAGAUAAGCCGCAGCGUACACCUCACAGAUAGGCAAGUCAAAAUCUGGUUCCAGAACCGAAGAAUGAAACUGAAAAAAAUGAGUCGAGAAAAUAGAAUACGGGAGCUAUCGAACAACUUCCAUUUUUCAUGAGACACUUGUGCUGUGGUCAUUGGCGCCAUCCUCCAUCAACUGCAAGUGCGUCCUCCAGAAACCCUGUAGAAUAUGGACAAACCUACUGCUAACUUAUUGUCGUUUUGUUGAAAUGUUAUCUCUUCACGUCUAUUUUCUGUGGUGGAUCUGUAUUUAUACUGUAAGUAUAUGGUUCUGGUGUGUAUGGUCAAAUUAACAAGGGACAACAUAAACUGCACAUUGUCGGCUUUGGUUGUACAACAUAACCCAACAAUUGAAUCUGCAUGCUGGACCUUAAUCAAAGGUUUGCCUUUAAUUCGUCAUUGCUUAAAAGUCCCAACAGGUUUGAUUGAUGUUGCACAUU
Hypomesus transpacificus is the source of this 1390-nucleotide messenger RNA. RefSeq names its product homeobox A10b (gene hoxa10b). The transcript has 2 exons. Bases 43 to 1047 code for a protein of 334 amino acids. Gene Ontology annotation, cellular component: nucleus. Gene Ontology annotation, biological process: regulation of transcription by RNA polymerase II. Gene Ontology annotation, molecular function: RNA polymerase II cis-regulatory region sequence-specific DNA binding; DNA-binding transcription factor activity, RNA polymerase II-specific. The record is from RefSeq and is a predicted model, not a curated record. Lineage: Eukaryota; Metazoa; Chordata; Actinopteri; Osmeriformes; Osmeridae.